GGACCUACGUUGGUAGCAUCAGUCACAAUCGAAAGCUUCAAGCACAAUCAACCAAGUAAUAUAUAUCCAACCAAAAAGGGAAUCCCAAGAUGCGUUUAAUACUCUUUGCGCUGAUCGGCGUGCUCUGCCUCGCCUAUUGCUACGCCCUCGCCGAGGAGGAAGGCGCCCAGAUUGAUCUGCUCAACGUCGCCGAUCAAGGACAGGCCCAUGCCAACGAGGGCAACCGAGAGGCCCGUCAAUGGGGCGGCGGCUGGGGUGGACGCGGCGGCUGGGGCGGCGGCGGCUGGGGUGGACGCGGCGGCGGCUGGGGCGGUGGCGGCGGCGGCUGGGGCGGACGCGGCGGCUGGGGCGGCGGCGGCUGGGGUGGUCGCGGCGGCUGGGGCGGCGGCUGGGGACGAUAAGUUCUUGUGAAGCCA
Messenger RNA from Drosophila montana, 416 nucleotides. RefSeq names its product heterogeneous nuclear ribonucleoprotein A1, A2/B1 homolog. The coding region runs from base 90 to 401 and encodes 103 amino acids. The transcript has a single exon. The record is from RefSeq and is a predicted model, not a curated record. Lineage: Eukaryota; Metazoa; Arthropoda; Insecta; Diptera; Drosophilidae.